CCCAAUAUUCGUAUCCACACGUGCACCCCUCAAGCCCAAAGCAAGCAAGAAGCAAAGCCACGAGUUCCAGCAGCACCAGAUACAUCACACAUCAUACACAGGCAUCAUGGCAGACCAGCAGGCCAAGAUCAUCAAGCAAGUGGAGUACUACUUCUCCGAUCGCAACUACCCUCGUGACAAGUUCAUGCAGGAGACUGCAAAGAAGAGCGACGAGCAAUGGAUCCCGCUUUCCACCCUCCUCACCUUCAACAAGCUGAAGACCAUCACUGAGGACCAGGACGAGGUUGUUGCUGCUCUCAAGGAGGCGCCAAACUCGGUCCAUUUUCAGCUCAACGAGAGUGGGGAUGCCAUUCGCCGCAACCCUGCCAAGCCCAUUGCCACACAGGAGGAGCUGGACCAGCGCACCAUCUACGUCAAGGGCUUCGACCCCAAGACAAUCAACGUGGACACCGUCGCGUCUUUCUUCAAGGAGAAGGGGUUUGAGCCCGAGCACGUGCAGAUCCGCAAGCAGUUCAAGACAAAGAAGAACAAGCCCUCUGCCUUUGUGCAGUUUGCCACCCCUGAGGUUGCCAAGCAAGUCGUGGACACCCCACUCACGCUUGACGACAAGGACGUCGAGAUGCACAUGAAGGUCGACUACCUCGAGAUGAAGUCUGCCAUGCGCAACGAAUACCGCCAGAAGAAGAAGCAGGACCAAGAAGAGGCGCAGAAGUCGAAGAUGCGGGAGACAGUGACGGCAGUGAUGGACAAGGACUGCGUUGUGCAUCUUGCUGGCGUGCCGGACGACACCUCACGCGAGGACCUCAAGGACGUCUUUGAGGAGUUUGGCGAGGUCGCCUGGGUCGACUUUGCCCGCGGCGAGACACAGGGGUACGUGCGGUACAAGACGAGCGGCUCUGCUGCUGCUGCUGUGAAGGCGGUGCAGGAGCGCGAGACAGAGAUCAACGGCAGCAAGCCCGAAGUCAGGAUGCUCCAGGGCGAAGAGGAGACGGAUGUGAGAAUGUGUGAGCGCGAGUGA
Messenger RNA from Salpingoeca rosetta, 1018 nucleotides. RefSeq lists its product as uncharacterized. Gene Ontology annotation, biological process: RNA processing; positive regulation of translation. The record is from RefSeq and is a predicted model, not a curated record. Bases 107 to 1018 code for a protein of 303 amino acids. NCBI's taxonomy places the organism in Eukaryota, Choanoflagellata, Craspedida, Salpingoecidae. The transcript has 11 exons. Gene Ontology annotation, molecular function: RNA binding. Gene Ontology annotation, cellular component: nucleus; cytosol; ribonucleoprotein complex.